Messenger RNA from Leptinotarsa decemlineata (Colorado potato beetle), 3359 nucleotides. RefSeq lists its product as uncharacterized. Lineage: Eukaryota; Metazoa; Arthropoda; Insecta; Coleoptera; Chrysomelidae. Gene Ontology annotation, molecular function: protein-folding chaperone binding. The record is from RefSeq and is a predicted model, not a curated record.
CGAAUAUUAUCUGACGUUAUCUGGUAUAAACAGUCCGAACCAAAUGGAAGUGCUGAUUAAGGAGUUUCUAAUAUUUCAAUUGCAUCAAGUUCAGUAAAUUCUCAGUACGAACUGUAUCAGGAAGAUAAAAUCAUUUAUAAGUGAUGAUAAACGGUUUACUUCGCAGAUAAUGGUGGAUUUUAAAAUUGUUGCUGAAACCUUCUCAAAGUAAAACAACUGUAUAAUUCACAGUAAAAUGGGAAAUGUGCUGCGAAAGUCAGAAAUUAAUGAACCACAUGGAGAGGCUGAUCGGAAAAAAAAUAUUGGAAAGGAUCCAUUACAAAAUACUCAGCUACACGGUUACCCCAAAAGAAAAGCUUCCAGUGAAAAAGAAGCAAAUCAAAUAUGUAAUGCUAGUCGUUCAGCAGCGUCUGUUAGAAAAGAGUCCACUUCUCUUGUAAACAGUCAUCAAAAAUCUACAAAGGAAAAUAUGACCAAAAAAAAAUCAGAUACCAACAGUGAUACUCUCAUCGAUUUACAACAAAUUUGUACCAGAUUGAAUUCUGUCAAAAGAAGUAUGAAAAAUAACAAUUUGACUACUGCACAGAGGAAUGAAAUAGACAAAACACUGGAAUUAUCUGAGAGUUUGAUUCAAGAAAUUCGUCAUUCUAUGUAUGCAUGUACCCUAUCAAAUUCAAAUGUUUCUGAGUCAAUCCAAUCUACAAACGUUCCCACUGAAUUGGAACAUCUGAUAAAUAAAAAAGUAGUUCUCAAUGGCGAACUGAAAGAGAUAAAGCAUAAAAUAAUCAUUUUGGAGAAAUCUUCUGUGAAGUGUUAUGAAUCACAAGACCAUGACUCGUAUAAAAUGAUUCGGAAAAUAUGUUCACUUUUCCAGAAAUGUCUGCCGGAAAACAAAGCAAUAGGAGCGACUGAACGAAAAGAUAUAUUGAAAAAAAUUUCUGAAAUAUCAGAAAGAUUGGAAAAAAAAUUUGAUCAGCAAAAAAUUGAAAAUAAAAAUUCAGAUCAGAAUCAAAUAGUGAAAGUGGAUUAUGUUGAAACUGAUGGAAGCAGUUUUUGUCAGAAUUUUUCGAAAUUGUCAAUAAAACCUAUAGAGAGUGAAAUAGUUCAAUGUGAUAUCAACAAUCGUUGUGAAGAUAAAUGGAAUGAAAAGAAAUCAAACGAAGAUGAAAGGAUGCAAAAUGCAAAUGAAUAUGAGAAUGGGUGUAUGGCUGAUCAAAAAUAUGAUCCCAAAUUUUGUGAACUAGAUGAAAUGUCAAACAAACUUGAAGAUAGUAACAAUGUAAGAAGAAGUAUACAUAAGAAAAAAGAAACUGUAAUCAAAGAGCAACCUCAAGAUUCAGAUCAUUCUGCUGAAAAAAGUUCUGAUUUCAAAAUCAGAAAUGGAAAUCAACAAGAAGUAUCUGAUUCUCAAAGUGAACACAAAGUCACUCAAGAAGCAAUUUCAAUCAGAGAAGUAGGUCUUGAUCAAUUGAAAGAAUCAAAUUAUAUCGACACUGAUCAAAAUAAUCUAAAUAAAGUGUUCUCUGAAUCAGAGUCAAGUUCUGUAGAAGUUGAGAUACUCUCAAAAGUUGAGCAAAUCAGUUGCCGCAGAAACAAAACAAGCAAUGAAAUGAAAUUGAAACAAAUUGAAAAGAGACGAGAUGAAAUCAAAUCCGAAAUCGAUUCUUUCAUAGGAAUACCUACUGAUCCAAAAUUCUACGAAUUGAAAGAAUAUUCCGUCCGUUUACUUUUGGAGAUGGAUGAGUUGUCUUUUCCGAAAGGCAGUGAACUGCACAGUCGAAAAAGAGAACUUCUCCAAGAAGUAUACAAAUAUACCGAUAUUCUGGAAAAGAAAGCAGAAAUGUUCCGAUUUGUGAAAACUAUAGAAGAUCACAUCCGUUACUUCAUUGAAAAUUUUGAUCAAUUUAAAAUAUCAAGAGAUGAUUUGAAGGGUAUAGGAAAAAAAUUGAAUCAUUUCAAAUCGGAACUGGACAAAUUAGAUCCGGAAAAGAAUUUGGAAGAUAGGAAACAAAGAUGCAUUGAACAGAUAAAUAGCUUGAAUAAGGCUGUAUGUGAAGAAUAUCGGAAAAUUCGUGCUUUGGACCUUACGAGUUUGGAAAAUAUAGAAGAUCGCAUCAGUUACUUCAAUAGAAAUUUCGAUCCAUUGGAAAAAUCAGAAGAAAAUUUGAAGAAGGUAGAAAAUACAUUGAAUUAUUUCGAAUCUGUCUUGAACAAAUUAGAUCCAGAAAAUUAUUUGGGAGAUAGAAAACGAAGAUGCAUUGAACAAAUAAAUAACUUGAAGAAGAAUGUGGGUGAAGAAUAUAGGAAAAUGCGUGCUUUGGAACUGACGAGUGAGACAAAAAAUAUUGAUACAGAUGAAAUUGUGGUGCAUGUAGAUAAAAAACAGAAUUUGUCGGAAACUUUGUCAAAUGAAACAAACGAGCCCAUCUACAGUGCUGACACAAAAUUAUCUAAUGAAAUUCAUUCAGGGUCGCAGCAGUGCCAUCUUACUGAAAAUGAGUUGAAUGAAACCAUUCAAACAAUGGAUACAAUAUCUAUUGAAAAUCAGCUAGGGAAAUUCCCAAGCAGAACUGAACAAGAACACGUUCAGAAUGUCUCCAAAGUUGAGGUUAGCCACUCCAAUCCCUCAUAUCAAGUAUUUGAUGUCAGGGAGACACAUUCAAUUGAAAAUGUAGAAAUAAAUGCAUCGAAUACAUCUGAAGUUGUUGAUAAUCCCUCAGUAGAAAUUCUCACUGAAGUAGAAAAAGAGGCUACUGAAGCUAUUUCAAAAAUCCGCUUAUUCGAUGAGUACGACGCUAGAGAGGAUUAUCGAUUGAUGACAGAUUUUCUGUUGAAUCUAUCAAAAAAAUUGGAGCAAGUCAAAAUUGACAAUAUCGAAUCCGAUAAAAGAAUAAAUGAAUUGAAAUGUUCUAUACAGAAUGUAAUCAUUUAUGUGGAACAAGAAAUGUCAGCACUGAUGAACAUUAGCUUUAUAGAAAGUGAAUUAUGGCGACAUUUCGAAAAUAUUGAUAGUAUUACAGGGGAAAAUAUAAAUGAAAUAAGAGAUUAUGUGCUAUAUUUAUCGGAUUUACUUUGGAAAAUUACUUGCCAAAACAAUGAUGGUCGUCGAAGAAUAAUGAAGUGUUACAAUGAUAUUCAGUUUUUUUUUGAAGAAAUUGAUAGAAAAACACAAAUACUAUAUCAAAGCAUCGAAACCUGAGUGAAAUUGAUUCCUAUUGAAAAACACCACCUUCAUUAAUCUUAUGUUACCACCUGAAGUUGAACUUUAUAACAUUUCAGUCACUAUUUGAAAUAAGAAUAUUUGUUUGUUAACCACUAUAUUUCAGCCACUCCCAAUAAACUUCAAAUAACAAAAUCAA